GAAAGAGUUGUUUCCAGUGAGGCUGGACUGGAUGACCAACACCAUGACAACAUUGUGGUUUCGUAGAAAGUAGACAUACUGACUUUAUGCUUUACUAAAGGUCUGGAUUAAUUUUUUUCUUUUAUUUUGUAAGUGAGUCCGAGCAGCUGACAUGGAGUGCAGUGACCAGGUGACUCUUCGGCUGAUGAUGGCUGUAGGGACGGCUGUGAUUGGCUCGCUCCAGUUCGGCUACAACACAGGUGUCAUCAAUGCUCCUCAGAGUACCAUUGAGAGCUUCUACAAUGAGACGUGGUUCAGCAGGUUUUCAGAGCCCAUCGAUCAGGGAACUUUAACAGCUCUUUGGUCUCUCUCUGUGGCCAUUUUCUCUGUGGGUGGAAUGUUGGGCUCCUUCUCUGUCGGCCUCUUCGCUACCCGCCUUGGCAGGAAGAACUCCAUGUUUGUGGCCAACGUUCUCGCCUUCGCCGCUGCUGCGUGUAUGGGAUUCUCUAAGAUGGCUGAAUCCUUCGAGAUGCUCAUCGCUGGCCGUUUCAUCGUGGGUGUCUACUCCGGUCUUUCCACUGGCUUUGUGCCCAUGUACGUGGAAGAGAUCUCGCCCACCUCGCUCCGUGGAGCAAUGGGCACUCUGCAUCAGCUUGGUGUGGUGAUUGGCAUUCUCAUGGCCCAGAUCUUUGGAAUGGAGUCUAUCUUGGGGAACAGCACCCUGUGGCCCCUGCUCUUGGGUUUUACCCUGCUGCCAGCAGUGCUGCAGUGCAUCCUGCUGCCCUUCUGUCCUGAGAGCCCCCGGUACCUGCUCAUCGAAUGCAACGAAGAGAGCCAAGCCCGCAACAUCCUGGUUAAGCUACGGGGCACUGACGACGUGAGUGACGACAUGCACGAGAUGAGGGAGGAGUGCCGGCAGAUGAAGAGGGAGAAGAAGGUGACCAUCCUAGAGCUGUUCCGCUCCCCCGCUUACCGCCAGCCCCUCUUUGUUGCCGUCAUGCUGCAGCUCUCACAGCAGUUUUCUGGAAUCAAUGCUGUGUUCUACUACUCGACCGGGAUCUUUGAGAAAGCAGGUGUGUCUCAGCCUGUCUAUGCAACCAUUGGUACAGGGGUGGUCAACACUGUCUUCACCGUUGUUUCAUUGUUUGUGGUGGAGCGAGUGGGCAGGAGACCCCUUCACCUCAUCGGUUUGAUGGGGAUGGCCGUUUCAGCCGUGUGUCUGACGAUCGCCAUGGCGUUGUUGGUACGUUUGGAGACGUUUUCAACACUAAUUAUCGCUUUUGAAAUAAAGUCACUUAUUCACGACUUAUUCAUUCGUCCACAGGAGCAGCUCAGGUGGAUGUCGUAUGUCAGCAUCGCAGCCAUCUUCAGCUUCGUGGCUUUCUUUGAAAUUGGACCCGGCCCCAUUCCCUGGUUCAUUAUCGCCGAACUCUUCAGUCAGGGUCCCCGGCCUGCUGCCAUCGCGGUCGCUGGUUGCUCCAAUUGGUCUGCCAACUUCUUAGUGGGGAUGGGUUUCCAGUACGUUGAGCAACUCUUUGGCCCGUACGUCUUCAUCAUCUUCACUGUCAUGUUGCUCGGCUUCUUCGUCUUCACCUACCUCAAGGUGCCGGAGACGAAGGGCCGCACCUUCGACGAGAUUGCGGCCGGCUUCCGCCAGUCGGCGGGUCAGCUGGACAAGUACUCGGCCGCGGAAGAGUUCGACACCCUGAGGGGAGAUGAUCCUGACCUUUAGAAAGCAGCUGUGUGCGCAAACCUACUGUAUCUCUGACACUUGAGGCACAGUUUAACAACUCAAUCGGCAUCAAAUAUGCAAUAAAAUAAAUUGUGUAAAAUGUGAGUCUUCAAGACAGACUUUCAUAUAAGAGUGGACAGAUCACUGGAGAACUGGGAAAACCAACCAGCCUAGAAGACAAAGCAAUAAAUAAUACCAGAGAGGUAUCAGGUUGUCCGUCCGCUGACGAGGUUCCCAUACUGCGCUUUUCCAUUAUACAGUUCUAGCACGACAGUGAUAGUACCUGGUACCUGGUGCUUUUUGGUACCUGCUCUGCCGGCCACUGAUUGGUCAGAUAGAGUUGUCACUGCAAGGGUCAUGAGCACAAUAUCCGACACAAGAAGAUCAGUUAUCAGUGGAUCAAAAUCCUGAAAACAUGCUUUAAUCUACCAAAAUUUAGCAAAGGAAAUUUCUAAAAUAUCAAUAUUCAUCAAUGUGACAGACGGAGUCAUGCAGGAAGGAAGUACUGAAUGAUGUUGGUGAACAAAUCUUUUUAAUUUAUUGACUCUAAUGAUUCAGUACACUGGAAAAAGAACCUGUCUCUUUGCCUGUCUCUACAUUGUUUGUUUGCGUCUCACAUAAAACAACGCGAGGCCCCAUCCACAUUUUGGAGGUACAAUAAUGGAAAAUGACGUGCCUGAUACCAAAUGUUAGUAGAGUUAAGUGGAGUAGAGUAUAGUGCUCGAACUGUAUAAUGGAAAAUCACCAAUAGAUACAGCUUUUAUUUGCUAUGUUCUUCGUUGGUUAAUGCAAAAAACAAAACACUCACUCAGGCUGGUUUGUCCACCCUUGUCCUAAGGCUAAGAAUUAUUAUAUACUUAUACAAACAUACUGAUGGGAAGUUAAUUCAAUUUAUGCAAUUAAACCCUCCUAAAUAACACAAGUGAUGUGUUAAAUGUGCUUUUUUUAGGAUAAAAAAACAACCCAGUCACCAUCUCAGCCAUCUUCACAAUAAAAUAGAUCAGAUUGUGAAAAUUUCAGAACAUCAUUUGAUCUAAUUUUAAGUUAUUUCUCGUCCAUCAUCUAUGCUCUUAUCCGUAGCUAAUGUCUGUUGUUAUGCACUUUUGCUUCUUUUUUUUAUUUUCUGUUAAACAGAUCAAGUUUGAAGUAUUAGACUGAAUAUUCUAACUGAUAUUAACGUUCAGUGUUGCUUUGUGAAUGUGAUUUUGAAAAACAAGCAUGGCACGACUAUGUGUAGUAGGUCUCUGUGAGAACGUUAUCUUCACCUGUCUCACUGCACCCUCCUCAAUCAUUUACCGUCGCACGAAAGCAAAUCUUUUCUUCUGAUACAUUUAUAAUUCAUUUACACAUUACUGUAUAUCUGAGAAACACUUGCACAAAGUGCAUGUGAUUUACUGUGAUUUGCAUGUGUUGAAAUGUGUGUGUCAAACAGUCUGUACUUUACUGUGUUUUAGUAAAUAAAGUAAAUAAAGUCAUUUCUAUGUGGAAUUCAUGGA
Molecule: messenger RNA, 3207 nt
Organism: Solea solea (common sole)
Lineage: Eukaryota; Metazoa; Chordata; Actinopteri; Pleuronectiformes; Soleidae
Product: solute carrier family 2, facilitated glucose transporter member 1-like
Exons: 9
Coding region: 152-1711 (519 amino acids)
Biological process (GO): monosaccharide transmembrane transport; response to insulin
Cellular component (GO): basolateral plasma membrane; apical plasma membrane
Molecular function (GO): hexose transmembrane transporter activity
Source: RefSeq, a predicted model, not a curated record